Messenger RNA from Drosophila guanche, 836 nucleotides. RefSeq names its product vitamin K epoxide reductase complex subunit 1 (gene Vkor). The transcript is spliced from 3 exons. Gene Ontology annotation, biological process: peptidyl-glutamic acid carboxylation; vitamin K metabolic process. Bases 280 to 792 code for a protein of 170 amino acids. The record is from RefSeq and is a predicted model, not a curated record. Gene Ontology annotation, molecular function: vitamin-K-epoxide reductase (warfarin-sensitive) activity. Lineage: Eukaryota; Metazoa; Arthropoda; Insecta; Diptera; Drosophilidae.
AAUUUAUUUACGAACCCAAACAACACACAAAAACAAGCAAGGAAAACAAGUGCCAGGGAGGUUGAAGCUACAAAUACACUUGCUGGCUAAUUCAUUUCCCCGAGUAAUUUCUCUCUUCUGCUGCCCCACAAACUGCUCAGCCAAGUCCCCGAACUCCUUCCAAAGAGUAGCCCAAACUACGCACUAUUUGUACUGCGCAGUCGCCAGGCCACAGAGAACUUGGCUUGGCAGCCCUGGUCGACAACCUGUGUGUCCAUUCAUUAUCCUUGUGGCCACGGGAUGAGUCAGCUGGAGGAGACCACAACCAGGGCACGGCUCAGAUGGAUCUGCAUCUGUGGCCUGGCCAUCUCCCUGUACUCGCUGCACGUCAAGUGGCAGCUGGACCAGAAUGCGGACUACGUGGCCAUGUGUGAUCUGGCGGAGAAGGUUAGCUGCACGGCGGUGUUCAAGUCUGACUAUGGCCGUGGCUUUGGCUUGACGCAGCUGCUCUUUGGCUCCACCUCCAGCUCGUAUCUGAAUCCCCCAAAUGGCGCCAUUGGCAGUGUCUUUUAUGUGCUGCUAUUUGUCAGUUCCUUCUUCGAGCAUCGCUGGCUGUGCCUGCUGCAACUUUUGCUGUCCAUUGUGACGCUUCUUCUGUGCUUCUAUCUGGGAUUCCUGCUCCUGUUCGUCCUGUUUGAUUGCUGUGUAGUCUGCCUGCUCGUCUAUGUGGUGCACACGCUGCUCUUCCUGGAGGUCCAAGGGCGUUACAAGCGACUCCACCUACAGUCCAGCCAGAAGUUGGCCCUCGAGUGAAUUCAUGUACAAAAAUGCAGAUUAAAAAGUGAAUCUAGAAGCAA